This is a messenger RNA of Zalophus californianus (California sea lion), 839 nucleotides long. Its product is annotated as activated RNA polymerase II transcriptional coactivator p15-like. Bases 218 to 598 code for a protein of 126 amino acids. Lineage: Eukaryota; Metazoa; Chordata; Mammalia; Carnivora; Otariidae. Gene Ontology annotation, biological process: positive regulation of transcription initiation by RNA polymerase II. The record is from RefSeq and is a predicted model, not a curated record. The transcript has a single exon. Gene Ontology annotation, cellular component: transcription regulator complex; nucleus. Gene Ontology annotation, molecular function: DNA binding; transcription coactivator activity.
CACCACAGAGAUACUAUAAACUAGGGGGGGGUCCCCUCCUAAAUUGCUGGCUUACUACCAUGCCACUGGGUGGGUCAGCUUUUUAACGAUGUGUUAAGAAGUUUGUAAUUUGGUUUAGCAGGUAUGAUAUCAAGUCCAAACAUGCAAUAUUUCGGAUUUUAAUAACAAAAAUAAAGAAUAGUUCUAGAGAAAGAGGUUCGGCUGCGAGAGUGGAGCAAUGCCUAAAUCAAAGGAACUUGUUUCUUCAAGCUCUUCUGGCAGUGAUUCUGACAGCGAGGUUGACAAAAAGUUAAAGAGGAAAAAGCAAGUUACUCCAGAAAAACCUGUAAAGAAGCAAAAGACUGGUGAAACUUUAAGAGCCCUGUCGUCCUCUAAGCAGAGCAGCAGCAGAGAUGAUAACAUGUUCCAGAUUGGGAAAAUGAGGUACGUCAGUGUUCGGGACUUUAAAGGGAAAGUCCUAAUUGAUAUUAGGGAAUAUUGGGUGGAUCCAGAAGGUGAAAUGAAACCUGGAAGAAAAGGUAUUUCUUUAAAUCCUGAGCAAUGGAGCCAGCUGAAGGAACAGAUUGCAGACAUUGAUGACGCAGUAAGAAAGCUGUAAAAUCAGAGCCACAUGAAACCUGUACUGUUCUAGUUGUUUUAAUUCUGUCUUUUUACAUUGGCUUUUGUUUUCUAAACGUUAAGCUAUUGUAUAUUUGGAUUGCAGAACAAUUUGUAAGAUGAAUACUUUUUUUUAAUGUGCAUUAUUAAAAGUGUUCUGAGUGAAGCUAAUUGUCAACUUUAUUAAGGAGGAUUGCUUUGUGCCUGCCACCUAGUGUAAAAUAAAAUCAAGUAAUACAAUC